AUGUCUCGGUCAAUUCUGGUCACCGGUGCCACUGGCAACCAAGAUGGAGCUCUUGUCGAUGCGCUCCUUUCACGCCACGCCACCGACUUCACCAUCCUCGCCGUCACCAGAGACCCCAACUCGGCUAGCGCCAAGCGCCUCCUCGCAAAAUCACCAUCGACGAAACUAGUGGAGGGCAAUCUCGACAACGUUCCAGCGUUGUUAGCUACAGCUCAACAGAUCGCUUCGGCUGCAUCGACCUCGAUCUGGGGGGUCUACUCCGUCCAAUCGUCCAUGGGCAAAGGCGCAACCUCCGAAGGCGAAGUGCGGCAAGGAAUCUCGCUCAUCGACGAAUCGAUCAAGGCCGGCGUCAAGCACUUCGUCUACAGCAGCGUCGAGCGCGGCGGCGAAGCCAGGUCCUGGGACAACCCGACGCAGAUCCCGCAUUUCAUGACCAAGCACCGCAUCGAACACCAUCUCCGAGACUCUACGGCCGCUGCCGCCGACGGUGGAUCAGAGAUGGGCUGGACGAUCCUUCGCCCCUCGACCUUCAUGGAUAAAUCUCCAGCCGGGCUUCUUCAGCAAGGUCUUCAUGACGGCGUUGCGGGACACGAUGGGAGACAAGUCGAUGCAGUGGGGGUGGCGACGAAGGACAUCGGCGUCUUCGCUGCGAUGGCGUUCGAACAGCCCGACGGCUGGAACAGGAGGGCUAUCAGUCUCUCAGGUGACCAGAUAACGUUCCAGCAGCUCGACCAGGUCUUUCAGAAGGUCACGGGAAGCCCGGACCAUGGUUGA
This is a messenger RNA of Lasiodiplodia theobromae, 774 nucleotides long. RefSeq lists its product as uncharacterized. Lineage: Eukaryota; Fungi; Ascomycota; Dothideomycetes; Botryosphaeriales; Botryosphaeriaceae. The record is from RefSeq and is a predicted model, not a curated record. Bases 1 to 774 code for a protein of 257 amino acids. The transcript has 2 exons.